Coccomyxa subellipsoidea C-169 is the source of this 2634-nucleotide messenger RNA. RefSeq lists its product as hypothetical. The coding region runs from base 1 to 2634 and encodes 877 amino acids. The transcript is spliced from 15 exons. Gene Ontology annotation, cellular component: ribonucleoprotein complex. NCBI's taxonomy places the organism in Eukaryota, Viridiplantae, Chlorophyta, Trebouxiophyceae, Coccomyxaceae. The record is from RefSeq and is a predicted model, not a curated record. Gene Ontology annotation, molecular function: RNA binding.
AUGAAUGGAUUGAAACAGGACGAGCGGGCUGUGAAGCAGCUGUUGCAGACGUUUGAGAAUGACUUGAGAGUAAGCAGUGAUACAAUAGCUGCGUUUAGGGAGAGGGUCCUUCAAUUGCUGAGGGACACCGAAACAGGCGUGCGCGCAUUCCAGAGGUCCCAGAAAUGGCGGGAAGCAGCCAAGGCCAGCCAAGGCCAGGUACUGCCACCGGCUGUGAGGGAACAGCUGAGUGGCGCCGUGGUGCUGCCCUCCCUCUUCCUGCGGGACACCAUCCCCUCCUUCCAGGAGGGCGUGGCGCAGUACGCAGCGAUAGCGGCGGAUCUGGAGCGGGUGCUGCCGGCGGCCAGCGCAACGGGCCGGGGCCGGCCGGGCGGCGAAGAUGCGCUCGCGGCGCUGCCGGGGGCGCUGGCCAAUCUGCACGGCCUGCUCAUGCACGUGGCCGCGCGCCUCGACGGCCUCCACGACGGCCUUGCCGACUCCAAGCAGGCCCACCUCGACCAGCUCGCCGUGGAAGGGGAUGACAGGGACCCGUUCGUAGAGGCGGAGGAGCGGGAGAGGAGGAGGUCCCAGGAUCUCAAGAGGCGGCUCACUGCCCCAUCAUUAUCUUCUCAACCAGCUCCGCAGGCGCAAGCGGUACCCACAGCGGCCUCACCGUUCUUGGCGCUCGGGCCGCCCCCAGCCUCGGCCUCGUCGCCGGCGCCGGCGGCCACCGGCUUCUUCGGCGCGCAGCCGGCCGCCCCCGUACCGGCGGCUUCUCCCGGCCUGUUUGGCGGCGGCGGCGGCAUUUUUGGGUCGGCCGCUCCCGGCACGCCCGGGCUGUUCGGGCAGGCAGCCACAGACCCGGCGCCGCUGCAGCGGCAGCCCAGCGUACGCAAGGGGAAGAGCAGAAAGAUAUUCGAGAUUCCUGAGAAGAACGUGCAGCACAUCAAGCAAGCACAAGGGCUGGUGGAUCCCUUUCCAGGAUGGGUGCUGCGGAUGCGGGGACUUCCAUACGGCGCCACUGCUGAGGAUGUGGUUCAUUUCUUCGAGGGGAUUGAGAUAGAGAGGGGCUCAGCAGGGAUCGCAUUCACGUGCACCCCGGACGGCAGGCCAAAGGGCGAGGCGUAUGUUGAGUUCCCCUCAGAGGAUGCCCAGAAGGAAGCGCUCAAACGCCACAAGAACGAAAUUGGAGACCGCUACAUAGAGCUGUUUGUGUCUUCAAAGGCCAACAUGAUCCAGGCGGUGCAGCAGAGCAACUACUACUUGGGUCAGUCGCAGCAUGCCAUGGGACCAUCCCUGCUACCUCAUCCGCUGCCCCCUCUGCCGCUGCACGGGCCCCUCGCAAGCUUUGGAGCCCCGUACGGCCACGCCCCCUACGGGCAGGGAGCUCCCAUGCAGUCCGUAGUCAGCGCUGACGGAUCCACCCUGCGCCUGAGGGGCCUGCCCUACUCAGCUGGCAUUGAUGAGAUCACCUCAUUCUUUGCAGGAUUCAGCCUGGCGUCAGACGGCAUCCAGGUGGUGACCAAGCCGGACAAGGAGGGCAACCAGCUGGGGACGGGCGUCGCAUACGUGCGCUUCGGGAACCCAGAGGAGGCCGAGCGGGCGCGCAAGGAACGGCACCGCGCGCAGAUGGGCGCCCGCUACAUCGAGUGCCUGCCCUUCACGGCCUCCCACUACACCAGCCCGCCCCACGUCCCUGCGCCGCCGCCGCACUUUGCGCUCGGCCAGUACCCGUCCGGCAUGCUCGCCGCGCAGCGGCCGUACGCGCCGAUCGGCUCGCUCGGACGAGGCAUGCCGCCGCAGCCGCAGCAGCAGGCCUACGAGGAUGCCCGCCUGUAUGCGGCGCAGCAGGGCGCGCUGAGAGCCGGGCCGGGCCGGCCCGGCCGCGGCGUCGGCGCGGCCCCCGGCCACGCGCGCGGCAGCGCCGGCAGCCGUGGCGGCCGGCCCGUCACGUGGCCGCCCGCCCAGCCGCCCGGGCGGCCGCCGGGGCAGGCCCCGCCGCCGCCCUACGCUGUGCAGACGCCAAGCCCCCGCGCCGGCCGAGGGUACCAAACCCAGGCGGGUCCGAGGGGAGUGGGCGGCAUGGCGCGGCCGCAGCUGCGCGUGGCGACGGGGGACUAUGGGGCUCAGCAGGCGGCGGCGCAGCAGCACCAGCAGAUGCUCCUGCAGCAGCAGUACAUUAUGCACCAGCACAUGCUGCAGCAGCAGCACCAGCGGUAUCUGUCGGGAGGCUGGGCCCCGGUGUACUCAGAGGCACAGCUGGGAGUACAGGGCCCACCGUCCAGCCCUUCUUGGUAUGGCGUACAAGGCGGGCUUGUGUCGUCCGGCGCUCCAUACACGCAGGCCGGGGCAAGCAUGAUGUCUGGUCACUCCGCUGCAAUGCCAUUCUACGAGGGGCAGCACCGGGAGCGGCCAGCGGCGGCUGUGCCAGUGGAUCCAGAGAUGCUGCCGCCAGUGAGCGAGAUCGCUGCGGCGGUGCUUGCAUCUCCCGGGGGCCCCCCAUCCGAGCCCCUGGGUGGAGUGGGGUCGCCACCGCUUGGGGGUGCCGCCGCCCCCGCCAGGGGGGGGUCUCCCCCUGCCAGCGCCGGAGCCCACACUGCUCUCUCAGACGCCAAACUGCAAGUCGCUGCGGCCGGAGGCAGCCCCAGAGCGUGA